UAUUUUUACUCCAUCUUUUACUACUCUCAACCAAAAAUAUCCAUUUAAAAAACGUUGAUUUCACCUCAACCCUCACUUCUAAGGAACAACAAACAUAACUAAGAUGCACACGUUUUGGAACAACCCUUGCUUAUAAAUGUGAUGAUCAUCAAAAUUUCAUCUUCAAAAGUUGGUCAAAACUCUUACUUUUCUCCCUUUUUUUCCAUCUUUCUUCUGCUUAGAGAGAUUCUGAACAGUCAUGGAUGAGACUUACAAACUUAAUCUUAAUUUAAUCAAAGCACCAUUAAUGUUAAUGGUGGUGUUUUUGUUCUGUUUUAUAUUUACUGAAUCUGCCCCUCAAAGUUCUCUUGUUACACAACUUCCUGGAUUUACUGGCACUUUUCCUUCUAAGCAUUAUUCUGGGUAUGUGACAAUUGAUGAGAGUCAUGGGAAGAAGUUGUUCUAUUACUUUGUUGAGUCAGAGAGAAACCCAUCUCAGGAUCCUGUUGUUCUUUGGCUUAAUGGAGGACCCGGGUGCUCGAGUUUCGAUGGCUUCGUCUAUGAGCAUGGUCCUUUUAAUUUUGAGGCAGCAAAGACAGAAGGAGGCUUGCCAAAGUUGCAUAUUAAUCCUUACAGUUGGUCCAAGGUUUCCAACGUAAUCUACUUGGAUUCUCCAGCAGGAGUUGGAUAUUCUUACUCACGGGACACAAGUGACUAUAGUACUGGUGAUAUCAAGACUGCUACUGAUGCUCAUACAUUCCUGCUUAAGUGGUUCGAUAUAUAUAAAGAGUUUGUCGCGAACCCUUUUUUCAUUGCGGGUGAAUCAUAUGCUGGGAUUUAUGUGCCAACCCUUGCUUCAGAAGUUGUGAAAGGACUUGAUGCUGGUUUGAAACCUGUCAUCAAUUUGAAGGGCUACAUGGUAGGAAAUGGAGUUACAGAUGAAACUUAUGAUGGAAACGCACUCGUUCCUUUUGCUCAUGGGAUGGGUUUGAUCUCAAAUGAACUAUACCAGGAUAUAAUCACUGAAUGUGAAGGAAACUAUUACAAUCCGACCUCUGAUGGUUGUGACCGCUUGCUUACAAAAGUUAAUGAGGAUGUUGAUGGACUGAAUAUAUAUGACAUUCUAGAGCCAUGCUAUCAUUCCCCUGACUCAAGCAAGCAGAGCACUGUUAAUCUAAAAUUACCAUCAAGCUUCAGGACUUUAGGAGGAACUGAACGGCCUCUUCCUGUCAGGAAAAGAAUAUUUGGACGCGCUUGGCCUCUCAGAGCUCCUGUCAGAGACGGGAUUGUUCCUACUUGGCCGGAGAUCUCCAAUAGUGUUGGUGUUCCUUGCAUUAACGAUGAAGUUGCAACUGCAUGGCUGAAUGAGAAGGCAGUGAGAAAAGCAAUUCAUGCUGAAGAGGAAAGUGUGGUGGGUAGCUGGGAAUUAUGCACAAGCAGAAUUUCAUACAAUCAUGACGCUGGAAGCAUGAUUAAGUACCAUAAGAACCUCACUUCUAGGGGCUAUCAAGCCCUCAUAUAUAGCGGAGACCAUGAUAUGUGUGUUCCAUACACCGGGAGUGAGGCAUGGACAAAAUCUAUUGGGUACAAAGUAUUGGAUGAGUGGCGGCCAUGGGUUUGCAAUGAACAAGUUUCCGGGUUUAUACAGGGGUAUGAGAAGAAUUUGACUUAUCUUACUAUAAAGGGGGCAGGACACACGGUACCAGAAUACAAGCCGCGAGAAGCACUGUACUUUUACAGCCAGUUUCUUGCAGGGCAGAAGAUAUGAAAUAUUAGAUUUUAAUGAGGGUGGAAAUUUAUUCGUUUGACUAAUAAACUUCUGUAGGAUACAUUUGAAAAGAAAUACAUAUGAUUUGAUCUCGUUGAGUACA
Beta vulgaris subsp. vulgaris (sugar beet) is the source of this 1850-nucleotide messenger RNA. RefSeq names its product serine carboxypeptidase-like 20. The transcript is spliced from 14 exons. Gene Ontology annotation, molecular function: acyltransferase activity, transferring groups other than amino-acyl groups; serine-type carboxypeptidase activity. The coding region runs from base 239 to 1747 and encodes 502 amino acids. Gene Ontology annotation, biological process: proteolysis; secondary metabolic process. The record is from RefSeq and is a predicted model, not a curated record. Lineage: Eukaryota; Viridiplantae; Streptophyta; Magnoliopsida; Caryophyllales; Amaranthaceae.